AGAACCAUCGGAGCCAGUAGCCCUGCUUCCAAGCGCCAUCUCCCUAACCACAUUGACAAGCAGUACUGAGACAUCAGGAGAUGCAGCCACCGUGGAUAGUGUCCCGAGAAUCUCCGAUGGCACUUCGGGAACUUCAGCGAGAAAGCCUGGCAGGACUGUCAGCAGGUGUGAUAAGAGUAGCGCACGUAGGCGUUGCUCUUCAAACGCAGCGUCUGCAACCGAUCACCUGCCUAAGCGCACAGGUGAGAAAACGCACGCCUGCCCCAUCUGCGGCCGAAUGUUUGCCUUGAGGUACCAACUCGCCAACCACAAUCGUAGCGUCCACACCGCUGAGAUGCGGUUUGCCUGCGAGCUGUGCCCAUCCAAAUUCCGCAGGAAGACAUCACUGGACAGGCACAAGCAGUUACACGAAAGGGGAGUGGACCUGUGCCACUGCCCCGAGUGUGGCAAGACCUUUGAGCGGACGACAGCGCUGCAGCAGCACCUGAAGUGGCACAAGAAGGACAAGCCAUACCCGUGCCACCUCUGCCUGGCCAGAUUCACAAAGAGACAGAAUCUGGAGGAUCAUUUGCAAACACACACGGGUGAAAAGCUGCACAAGUGUACCGUGUGCCAGAAACGCUUUGCCUGGAGGGCUGGCCUGAAACUGCACAUACGCCGGAUACACGGUGGAGCUGCCGAGGCGACUCCUGAAGGCACGGCGGACAUUUCCUUGCUGAGUGCUAGUCCUUCAACUGCACGGUCUCCAGGCCCCCUGAACAUGGAUGGAACCCCACAAACAACCAGCACUGAAACUUCAGGAGACGUGGCCAUCUUGGAUAGCAACUCAGGAAUAUCUGGUGGCACUUUAGGAGCUCCAUUGAAGAAGCCUGGCAGCAGGGGUCAUGAGUGUGGCGUGUGUGGGCGGCGUUUUAAGUGGAGGCAUUGCCUGAAAAAUCACCAGGUGCUGCAUACGGGUGAGAAGCCAUAUGCCUGCUCCAUCUGUGGUCGGAAGUUUGCCCAGCGCACCGGCUUCCUUAACCAUCGGCGCAACCACACCGCUGAGAUGCGGUUUGCCUGCGAGCUGUGCCCGUCCAAAUUCCGCAGGAAGAUAUCGCUGGACAGGCACAAGCAAUUGCACGAAAAGGGAGUGGACCUGUGUCACUGCCCCGAGUGUGGCAAGACCUUUGAGCGGAUGACAGCACUGCAGUGGCACCUGCAGUGGCACGAGAGGGACAAGCCAUAUCCGUGCCACCUGUGCCCGGCCAGAUUUAUAAACAAGGUGGAUCGGGACAAUCAUGUACUAGUGCACACAGGUGAAAAGCCGCACAAGUGUCCCGUGUGUGAGAAAGGCUUUGCCUGGUGGUGUAACCUGAAAGCGCACAUGCGAUCUACUCACGGCAGUGUCAAGACAGCCGAGGCAAGUGUUGAACAGCAGUGCAGAGAUGAUAUUGCCAGACAGCCCUCCAGAUCAUCCCUAGUGUACUGCUACCAAACGUGCUACAGCUUCUCAUGAAGGACACAACGGUGAAAAAAAUAAAAGGCAUGGCUCGAACCCAUGUAUGGUGGCUGACCUUGGAUGAAGACAUCAGUGCUGCGGUGUGUCAGCGUCAUGUUUGUCAAGAACACGAGCGAACUGGGCAGCCAACAUCUUUGACGCUGUGGCCGUUGCUUGAAGCAGGUUUGGUCAUUACUUCAGAUUGACUUUGUUGGACUUGUAUAUGUAAAUUAAUUAUGGGGUUUUACGUGCCAAAACCACCAUAUGAUUAUGAGACACGCCGUAGUGGGGGACUCCGGAUUAAUUUGGACCACCUGGGGUCCCACCCUUUAACCUUGUAUAAAUAAAUAAAUGCUAAAAAAAAGACAGCUUACACUGUGACUGUGCUGUGUGUGCCGUGCAGGCCUGUGACUUAGACGCCAAAUAAAAAUAAAUGAAUAAAUAUAAGCAAUGCAAAGGGUGCACAUAUAUACGCUGCGUGCAUCUCACAUCGCAAGAGAAGUGGCAGGAUAGAAUGCCAACGAUGGUGAUAAUGAUGAUUAUUGGCAUUCCCUUUGAAACGCAGGUGGUGACGUAGUCACCUAGCCAGCUUGAUUUAAUCAGGUACACAAUAUAUAUUUUUUCUAGCAUUCUUGUAUACAUCUCUUUGAACUUCAUUUUCUUCCUCAAACCUUCUUUAACUACCUUGUACCUCUACCUGUGCAUCUGCUACAUGGCGUUCUAGCUGGUGUGAUAAUAUGCAACUGCAAUGCAAAAUGCGCACGUAUCGCGUGU
This is a messenger RNA of Dermacentor silvarum, 2251 nucleotides long. Its product is annotated as zinc finger protein 90. NCBI's taxonomy places the organism in Eukaryota, Metazoa, Arthropoda, Arachnida, Ixodida, Ixodidae. Gene Ontology annotation, molecular function: DNA-binding transcription factor activity, RNA polymerase II-specific; RNA polymerase II transcription regulatory region sequence-specific DNA binding. Bases 278 to 1495 code for a protein of 405 amino acids. The record is from RefSeq and is a predicted model, not a curated record. Gene Ontology annotation, biological process: regulation of transcription by RNA polymerase II. Gene Ontology annotation, cellular component: nucleus. The transcript has 4 exons.